Notodromas monacha is the source of this 630-nucleotide messenger RNA. The record is from the annotation of a GenBank genome assembly. NCBI's taxonomy places the organism in Eukaryota, Metazoa, Arthropoda, Ostracoda, Podocopida, Cyprididae.
AUCGGGGGGUAAUCUGCUUCAGGUAUUGAUGAACUUGAAGUUGUUAUUCUAAUGAGGGAUUCGUUUUCUUCGUUCUGAGAGAAUCUGGUCAUUACCCUUCUAAUGCUACGUCUUCAAGAACGUUCAAAUAUGAUGAGACGCAAAAACACGAUUUUCGUGCAAAUUCUUACCAUUGUGUUCUUCGUUUUCUUUCUACUUAGUUUAAUUGAUGCUCGGGGUGAUCAUCCAGACGAAAUCGUCCCAAAACCAAUGGGUCACUUGCAGUGCUUCGGGUGCAGAGAUCACUAUGACUGUUUGCAUCGAAUGCACAACAUCACAUGCAACCCGACAUUCUACAUGCCAGGUUGCGCAACAUUCUUCACCGACGCGACAAGAAGUAUGCAAACUUCACAGUUCGUCUCAAGCAAACAGUGCGUCAGAGGGAUUGACGUGGAACAUUGCGGACGUCACCCUGGGAACCGACAAUGGGGCUGUUAUUGCCUUGGAAGAUUUUGCAAUUCUGCACCUAAGCAGAAACCUUUCGGCCUGAAACCAUUCCUAAUUGUCGCUACGAUUACGUGGGGACGAUUCUCGUGAAUCAUAUGCUAAUUUGAGUCGGCGCAAAUAUAUAAUACAAUCAUUUUGACCAUC